Molecule: messenger RNA, 1171 nt
Organism: Saitoella complicata NRRL Y-17804
Lineage: Eukaryota; Fungi; Ascomycota; Saitoellomycetes; Saitoellales; Saitoellaceae
Exons: 1
Coding region: 199-921 (240 amino acids)
Source: RefSeq, a predicted model, not a curated record
CGGAUAGGGUCCUUGACCAGGCGUCAGGACCGCGUGUCAAAUCAUGGCAAGGUUUUACGGGGGUCUAAUGAGGGGCAUGUGAAGAGGAGUGUUGGGACACAAGUUCGAGAACCAGCACAUAAAGAGGGUGUCGAGUACGACCUGAUCCAAUUGUUAGUCGGAGACCUGGGAGGAUCCUUUGCUCGCUAAGCCAUAAACAUGCGGAUCGUUUUGCUUAUAUGUGGUCUGCUCUGGAUCACACCACUUGUGUGUGCUCAAAUCUACCAAGGCAACGCAACGGCGGCGAGUACUCAAUCUUCGACCCUUACUGCCGCAGCUGUGACGUCUGUCGAGAGUCCAGCUGCACAAAGUCCUCAGGUUGCUACAAGCGUAUCCGCUUCACCCGUGGCGGCUUCGUCGAGUGACCCGCCGCCAGCGAAUCCAGAUUCUACCACAGUUGCUGCUGCUACAGCAGCUGCUAGCCCUACGGGGCAGGAUACUACGCAGGGAGGUGGCGAAUCACCGAGUACGACCAACAAUGUAGUGACUUCUAAUACGCCCACAACUUCCUCAUCUGUCGCAGUACAGCGGAUUUCUACUACGGCACCAGCGGAUACUGGAACUGCACCAGUGACUUCCACGUCGACGCCUUCACCUGCGGCGGAUCCGACUACGCCUUCAACCCCAACCCCGCCCCCAACCCUGGCACCGACAGCGACAUCUACACCCGGCGCUGUCGACAUUCCCGCUUCAACGGCAGAUACAACUGCUAUAGAUCCGCCGGCAUCACCUGCUUCCUCGCCUGAUUCCUCCACCAGUAUCAUUCCAACAACAACUGCCUCACCAACGACAACUUCAAUUGCAACACCUGCUGUGGCUACCCCUACUGACCCAAGCUCAUCAAACGAUGGUACGUAUUUCUAUCUUUCUUCUUGUAAAUGACGGACAUGGUCGCCGGAUUAUAUGGAUAUUACAAUAGCGACCAGCACGAGUCCGACCUCUUGACGUCUCGAUCUAAGGCUGAACAACGUGCGGUUGCGUGCAGGGACGAGGACGAGUCCGAGUUUGAGUGCAGACCAAAGACUGCCGCCGACAACGACGACGAAGCCUAGUAGCAAUGCGAUUCCUCCUGAUAUUACGAGUGAAGUGUUCAGCACAGAACAAACUGUUCCCACCAGGCAAACUGUGGGAA